CCGCCCGCCGGUGCGAGGUCCCGCCGCCCCCGCACUCCGCCCGCGCCCCCCGGUCCGGUCCGGUCGCCGCCGACCGAGGCCGCCGCGGCCGCAAUGGGCGCCUACUUGUCGCAGCCCAACACGGUGAAGAGCUCUGGGGACGGCGCUGGGCUCGGGCCGCGCCCGCUGCACUUCGGGUUCAGCGCCAUGCAGGGAUGGCGCGUCUCUAUGGAGGAUGCCCACAACUGCAUUCCCGAGCUGGACAGUGAAACAGCCAUGUUCUCUGUCUACGAUGGACAUGGAGGAGAAGAAGUUGCCCUGUAUUGUGCCAAGUACCUGCCUGAGAUCAUCAAAGACCAGAAGGCCUACAAAGAAGGCAAACUGCAAAAGGCCCUGGAAGAUGCAUUCUUGGCCAUUGAUGCCAAGCUCACCACAGAGGAGGUGAUUAAGGAGCUCUCUCAAAUGGCUGGGCGGCCACAGGAUGAUGAAGAUGAGAAGGAGAAAGUUGCUGAUGAAGAUGAUGUGGAUAAUGAGGAAGCUGCUCUUCUGCACGAAGAAGCCACAAUGACCAUUGAGGAGCUUCUCACACGUUAUGGACAAAACUGCACCAAGAACCUUAAAGCCAAGUCUGUAGCUGCAGCUGGGGAUAACGCUGUGGAGGGGACAGGCAAGCAGCAUGAUGGGGAGUCAAAUAUGAAUGGAGAGGCUGACCCAGGGGAGCUUCCUGACCACAAGGAGAGGAAGAACGGGAAGCCAGACGAAGAAAUCACGGGUAUUUCCUCCACCUCAGACAAAGCCAGCGCUGGAGGCAACAGCCCUGCUCUGCAGAAGCCUGAACUAGGCAAAGGUGACGAGGCCGUCACCUCUUCUACUGGGGAGGCCGGGCCCUCCUGCUCCUCUACGGGAAAGCCCCAGCGCACAACCAAAUCCAAAUUUUUUGAGGACAGUGAGGAUGAGUCAGAUGAGGUUGAGGAAGAGGAGGAAGACAGUGAGGAAUGCAGUGAGGAUGAGGAUGGUUACAGCAGUGAAGAGGCAGAGAAUGAAGAUGAUGAAGAUGACACUGAAGAAGCAGAGGAGGAUGAGGAUGAAGAGGAAGAAAUGUUGUUGCCCGGCAUGGAGGGGAAAGAGGAGCCUGGCUCGGACAGCGGGACUACCGCUGUUGUGGCGCUGAUCCGGGGCAAGCAGCUGAUUGUGGCCAAUGCUGGGGACUCGCGCUGUGUCGUGUCGGAGGGUGGCAAGGCUGUCGACAUGUCGUACGACCACAAGCCAGAGGAUGAGGUGGAGCUGGCCAGGAUAAAGAAUGCUGGUGGCAAGGUCACCAUGGACGGAAGGGUGAACGGCGGCCUCAACCUCUCCAGGGCCAUUGGGGAUCACUUCUACAAGCGGAACAAGAACCUCCCUCCAGAAGAGCAGAUGAUCUCUGCCUUGCCUGACAUCAAAGUGCUGACAAUAAACGAUGACCACGACUUCAUGGUCAUUGCCUGUGAUGGAAUCUGGAAUGUGAUGAGCAGCCAGGAAGUGGUGGAUUUCAUCCAGUCAAAGAUCACCCAGAAGGAUGAGAAUGGAGUCCUGCGGCCACUCUCCUCAAUUGUAGAAGAGCUGCUGGAUCAGUGCUUGGCUCCAGACACCUCAGGGGAUGGCACCGGCUGCGAUAACAUGACCUGCAUCAUUAUCAGCUUCAAACCCCGUAACACACACCCACCUGCUGAGAGUGGGAAGCGGAAACUGGGGGAGGCAGCAGCACCAGCGGAGGAGAACGGUGGGGACAGCACCAAGAAGGCCAAACUGGAGUAGCAGUGCCCACCUGGGGACUGGGCUGUGCUCACCAGACUCUCGUUUCUUACCCAUGCUGAACUCAAGACUCCAAGUCUUGUCCUUUUUUUAGCCUUAGCAGAGGC
Molecule: messenger RNA, 1877 nt
Organism: Corvus hawaiiensis (hawaiian crow)
Lineage: Eukaryota; Metazoa; Chordata; Aves; Passeriformes; Corvidae
Gene: PPM1G
Product: protein phosphatase, Mg2+/Mn2+ dependent 1G
Exons: 10
Coding region: 94-1773 (559 amino acids)
Biological process (GO): protein dephosphorylation
Cellular component (GO): nucleoplasm
Molecular function (GO): cation binding; protein serine/threonine phosphatase activity
Source: RefSeq, a predicted model, not a curated record